AUAAAAAGCAAAUUCCCUUUCCUCAUCCCUUACGGCUUCUUACACACAAAUUCUCCUCUCUACCAAUGGAGUCCCUAACUCUUUCUACUUCUCUAUCUCCUCACUGUUCCUCUUUCAAUCUCCGCCAUACCUCUCUUCCUAAGCUUUCACCCACUUUUUCACCAUACCCAUCUCGCAAAACACCCUUAUCCCUCAAAUCUUCACUCACUUCUCACCAAUCCACUUCAAAACCCCUUUCUGAUUCUCAUCUAGCUGCGGAUGAUAAAUUGUCCUUGCUACUUGCCUCUGCUCCUCAGUCCCCGGGGAUGGCUAUGCGUGGUGCUGAAGGAGACGCAAUGGGGCUGUUGCUUAGGGAGAGGAUAAUUUUCUUGGGUAGUAGCAUUGAUGACUUCUUCGCUGAUGCUAUUAUUAGUCAGUUGUUGUUGUUGGAUGCUCUGGAUUCCACUAAAGAUAUUAGGCUCUUUAUUAAUUGCCCUGGUGGCUCACUCAGCGCAACAAUGGCUAUCUUCGACGUUGUGCAGUUGGUGAGGGCUGAUGUAUCCACAGUUGCACUUGGUAUUUCAGCUUCCACAGCUUCAAUAAUCCUUGCCGGUGGCACCAAAGGAAAACGCUACGCAAUGCCUAAUACUCGAAUUAUGAUACAUCAACCACUUGGAGGUGCCAGUGGUCAAGCAAUAGAUGUAGAAAUUCAAGCCCGAGAAAUAAUGCAUAACAAGGACAAUGUUAUCAAAAUCUUUUCCAAUGCCACUGGACGAUCAUAUGAACAAGUUCAGAAAGAUAUUGAUAGAGAUCGUUACAUGUCCCCAAUUGAAGCUUUAGAAUUUGGGCUAAUUGACGGUGUAAUUGACAGAGAUAGCAUCAUUCCACUUAUGCCUGUCCCUGAAAAGGUUAAACGUACAUUGAAAAAUCAAGAUUUGAUCCAAGACCCUAUGAAAUUUUUGAACCCAGAUAUCCCUGAUGAUGAGAUAUAUUAGCUGGUGCAACAGGGAUGGCUCUUGGCUGAGAAAUAUCGCAUACCUAACAUGCAGCGUUGUCCUCAUCGCCAUUGUUUGUUGUAGAAUUUUCUAGGAGUUGCAACGCAGAGUCGCAGACCAUUCAUUCAAGGGAGAUUUUGGAGAAUGAAUUGCAAUGAAUUUGAUAUUAAAGCCAUUAUUGACAUUUUGUAUACCCUUUACUUUCUACUUAGUAACUAGUUUGUUUCCUAGAUUUCUAUAAUUCCUCUUUUCUCCCUUUUGUUAUUUUUAUUGAGAGUGGAUGCUGGUGGUGGUGGAUGGUUCAAUACUAUCAAUUUCAACCAUAUAUUUCACAGUUCUUGCCUAAAA
Molecule: messenger RNA, 1322 nt
Organism: Solanum pennellii
Lineage: Eukaryota; Viridiplantae; Streptophyta; Magnoliopsida; Solanales; Solanaceae
Product: ATP-dependent Clp protease proteolytic subunit 4, chloroplastic
Exons: 3
Coding region: 66-974 (302 amino acids)
Biological process (GO): protein quality control for misfolded or incompletely synthesized proteins
Cellular component (GO): endopeptidase Clp complex
Molecular function (GO): ATP-dependent peptidase activity; serine-type endopeptidase activity; ATPase binding
Source: RefSeq, a predicted model, not a curated record